This is a messenger RNA of Helianthus annuus (common sunflower), 1499 nucleotides long. RefSeq names its product probable protein S-acyltransferase 14. Lineage: Eukaryota; Viridiplantae; Streptophyta; Magnoliopsida; Asterales; Asteraceae. The transcript has 7 exons. Gene Ontology annotation, biological process: peptidyl-L-cysteine S-palmitoylation; protein targeting to membrane. The record is from RefSeq and is a predicted model, not a curated record. Bases 247 to 1173 code for a protein of 308 amino acids. Gene Ontology annotation, cellular component: Golgi apparatus; endoplasmic reticulum. Gene Ontology annotation, molecular function: protein-cysteine S-palmitoyltransferase activity.
AACAAAAACAAAGUCAGUCACUCCAUUUGCCUCUCGCUCCUCACUCCUCUCUCUCUCUCUCUCUCAUCAUGGAUCCACCAUUUGUUCCCUAAACCCUCAAAACAAAAUACCCACGUCACAAGAUUCACAAACAAUCAAAACCCACAAACAAAAUUCAAACUUUAUCAAAACCCCCUUCUGGGGUUUUAUUAUUAUUCCUCAAUUUCUUGAUUUUAUUAUUCUUUUCCGAUCCAUCUGUGAACUAUUAUGUAUAGAUCUGGAGCUGUAAUGGCAUGGAAUGUGUUCAAAUUCUGUACGGCUUUAAGAGGGUUAGGCUCGAUCAUGAUCUUGUUGGUUCUUGGUGUUGUUGGUGUCACUUAUUACGCCCUCGUUUUGUGUAAUUAUGGCCCUGCUUUGACCUCUGGUGGCCUUGAUUCGCUCAUAGCUGUUCUGGUUUUAAUCAUAUUUCAUUCUCUGCUGGGGAUGCUAUUAUGGAGUUAUUUUUCCGUUGUUUUUACGGACCCUGGUGGCGUACCACCUAACUAUCGGCCGCUAGUGGAUCAAGAAAGAGGCGAAAUUGAUCCAUUGGAAGCAUCUGAAUUCGGUCCAUUGACCACACCUGAUCCAACCAAUGCAAGAAUCCGUUAUUGUCGCAAGUGUAACCAACUAAAACCGCCUCGGUGCCACCAUUGUUCUGUUUGUGGAAGGUGUGUACUGAAAAUGGAUCAUCAUUGUGUGUGGGUUGUUAAUUGUGUCGGGGCACUAAACUACAAGUACUUCCUUCUCUUCUUGUUCUACACGUUUCUCGAGACAAUGGUUGUAACUCUAGCCUUGUUACCACAUUUCUUAGCAUUCUUUAGUGAUGAAGAUAUUCCGGGGUCACCUAGCACUCUAGCAACAACUUUUCUUGCUUUUGUCUUGAAUUUGGCUUUCGCUUUAAGCGUUUUCGGGUUUCUAAUUAUGCACAUAUCGUUGGUGUCUGCUAAUACCACAACAAUCGAGGCAUACGAGAAGAAAGCCACUCCAAAAUGGCGUUAUGAUCUUGGUCGCAAGAGAAACUUUGAACAGGUAUUUGGGACAGUACAAAGGUAUUGGUUUAUUCCAGCUUAUAGUGACGAAGAUUUGCGACGAAUGCCUGCCCUUCAAGGCCUCGAAUAUCCAUCAAAACCGGAUUUGGACGCCCAAGAAUUCUAAAAUUUGUGUCAUAAUAAUGUUUUCGUCAUUUAUAGCAUCAGCACCCCCCCCCCCCCCCCCCAAUCGCCACCAAUGCGCGAUGCGCUGAAUGGAUUGCCACUGAUUUCAGUUAUAGGUGUUUUUUUAACUUUGUACAAGUAGUAGUUCGCUGUAAGUCGGGAAAAGUUGGAAGAACGAAAUGUUUUUUUUUAAUGGCGUACAGUUUUUUCGGUCACUAUUGAUGUAGUGUGAGCUGUGUAUAGGGUUGUUGCCACGAAAUGUACAUUAGUAACGGUUUGGAGAAUCACCCUCACGUAAUGAACUUGCAACUUUGUGUCGUUUUUGCU